Messenger RNA from Saccostrea echinata, 1990 nucleotides. Its product is annotated as fibroleukin-like. Bases 13 to 1920 code for a protein of 635 amino acids. The transcript is spliced from 11 exons. The record is from RefSeq and is a predicted model, not a curated record. NCBI's taxonomy places the organism in Eukaryota, Metazoa, Mollusca, Bivalvia, Ostreida, Ostreidae.
GUCUACUGUGACAUGACGACAGAUGGAGGGGGAUGGACGGUCAUUCAGAAAAGAGAAGAUGAUGACGUUGAUUUUUACAGGACAUGGAACGAGUACAAACAUGGAUUUGGGAAUGCCUCUAAAAAUUACUGGAUAGGGAAUGAUGCAAUCCAUGCUUUAACCAAAGAUCAGGACCAGGAACUGCGAGUAGAUCUCAAGAGAUUUAACGGGGACACAGCGUAUGCUGAAUAUUCCACGUUUUAUAUCGGAAACGAGGCUGAUAAAUACCGACUCACAGUAUCCGGGUACAACGGAACAGCAGGUGACAGUUUGGUUCCUCAUAAUGGUAUGAGAUUCAGCACGAAAGACCAGGAUAAUGAUAUAGUUAGUUAUAGCUGUGCUAAUUCACAUCACGGUGCCUGGUGGUACUUUGCCUGUACCCACUCAAACCUAAACGGGAAGUAUGCACAGUCUGCUGUGACUAGUUAUAAAUGUCCGUAUUGGUAUCGCUGGACAAAUGGAUAUAAAGCACUACAAAGGACUGUUAUGAUGAUAAGACGCAAACGCACAAGUUGGAAGACAACGGUACUUAAAGCGGACGCUUACAUAAAUCUUGCCAGAUACCAGAUUUUAUCUGUUGAUGUCAGACAACUACCUUACAUACAAGUUUCGCCCAGAAUCAUUCCUAGAAGAAGGAAUAUCUCAGUCUUGACUUGCAAUCGGAUGAAAUCCAAUGUUACAAAAAUGCAUAUUCUACAAAGUCUAGUAUUUCUUGUACUUUUCCUGAAUGUCGGACUAGUCUCUGCUGACAGUAACAAUCUGGAAAAAUCUAUUUUGGACGGAAGUACGACGUCCGGAGGAAAAGUAUCCAAUGUUUUACGGGACAUCCUUAAUCAGGAGAGUCUAGUGAGGUUUUCUAUGGUUCAGAGAAUUCAAAACCUAGUCAUGGAUGUCAUAGACAGCAAAAACAAUUCUCAAAUGACGAAGCAGAAACUGAAAAUCUUGACAACGGAAUUAAAAGAUUUGGAGACAAGAGACAACGGAAUAGAAACAGAGGUUACAAUACUUAAACAAGUGUUACAAGUAUUAAAUGAGACAGAACAAAUGAAGCAAAUGAAAAAUAGAGAACUGGAUGUCAGAAAUAAAACUAGAGAAUUAUCAACAUAUAAUGAUUUAUAUAGAGAACAACUAAAUGUCGUCAAGAACGCUCUGAGAGAACUCAAAGGUUCCAUGUACGAGGGUCGAUUUCAAAAGAUGGAAAAUACCUUUAAGAAUUAUUCUAAAUCUAUCAAUGAGACACUGGAUGGUUUAUUUGAGGAUCAUAAAGUUCUAAAUCUGCAGGUUUUGAACGUCUCCUCUUCUCUAUCCGAUGUUAUCAAUUCUGACAUCACCUCCGUCUUUUGUGACAUGACUACAGAUGGAGGCGGAUGGACGGCUAUACAAAAAAGAAAAGACGGUUCGACUGAAUUUUAUAGGACUUGGGAAGAAUAUAAACAAGGUUUUGGGGAUCCAAAGAACAACUACUGGAUUGGGAAUGAUGCAAUCCAUGCUCUAACCAAAGAUCAGGACCAGGAACUGCGAGUAGAUCUCCAGAGAUUUAAUGGGGACACAGCGUAUGCUGAAUAUUCCACGUUUUAUAUCGGAAACGAGCCUGAUAAAUACCAACUCACACUAUCCAGGUACACAGGAACUGCAGGUGACAGUUUGAUUUAUCACAAUGGUAGUAAAUUUAGCACGAAGGAUCAGGAUAAUGACAGGGAUGGUGGUAACUGUGCUACAUCAUGGCUUGGAGCCUGGUGGUACAAGUCCUGUCACUACUCAAACCUUAACGGACAGUACGCACAGUCUGCUCUGAUUGGUGAUAAAUACCCGAUAUGGUAUCGCUGGAAAAAACAUGAAGCAUUAAAACAGACUGUGAUGAUGAUAAGAUACAGAAUCUGAAUCAAGUUGUGAUCAGUUAUAACUUUAUUGUUAUAUUAUCUUUAUAUUACCAACACAAAUUUGUACGUGU